CGGCGACCUAUCCCAACUAGGUUAAUAUCAUUUUCACAGCACAAAUUUCACAAUUCGGUCAGUCGAGACAUAAAAUAAUAAAAUUAAAAUACAUUUAAGAACUUUUCCGUAAAUAAGUCAAAUUAAAAUUCGUUACAAAAUAUAUAUUUUUUAAAUUAAUAUCCAAUUCGCUUUUGGCUGUUCCACUUUGUUAAUAACCUUCUCCAAUUCAGAAAGAAAUCAACCCAAAAAUGUCGGACAAUUCGGCGGUAUCGGGUGUACUCAACUUAGUCCUGUGCGGCGUUACCGGAUAUGGAUUCUAUGCUAUGGGGCCUUCGGAGCAUCCAUAUGCGUUCUCAGCAUGCGUGAUUGGAUUUUGUCAUGGUUUAUUUGGGCUGGUCGACUCUUUCUCUGGCAAUGAAACGUCGAAGAGCGCCAAGGAGACGAGUAAUUCCAUUUUGGAGAUAGUCCCCUUGCCACUGGUCAACAUAGAGCUCUUCUUUGGGGGCGAUGCCAACAACAUUGCUUUGGGCCAUGGCCUCUUCAUCGUACCCAUGGCCAUCUGUAUCCUGGUGGGCCUUAUCCAGGGCAAGGGUGACGGGGAAGGCGAUGAAGUCAUCGAAACGCUCAAGCUCUUGACCAUUCUGGGCAACAUAACAUCACUCUCCUAUCUGGCCGUCAACGAGGGUAGCUGGCUGAUGGGCGCCAUGGCCUUCCUAUCCUUUAUGACCAAGUAUGGCUCGGAGUAUCUGGAAACUCAGAUCGAGGGCUCUGGUGAUCCCGUAAAAUAUGUCAGCUGGUCCGUAUUCUACUUCCUAACCACCAUGGUCGUUGGCGGCGAGAGGUAAUUGCCUUAUCAAUCCUUCCCAACCCAAACCGAUCCGUGACAAAUCCUGCAAUGGGGAAUAAUCGAAAUAGUGAAACUUGGAUGCUUAUAGACUUUAUAACAUUACCCGCAACUAUACGAUUAUUUAAACUAUUAUUAUUAUUACUAUUCAAAUAUUGAGCUUAACGAUA
Drosophila grimshawi is the source of this 996-nucleotide messenger RNA. RefSeq lists its product as uncharacterized. NCBI's taxonomy places the organism in Eukaryota, Metazoa, Arthropoda, Insecta, Diptera, Drosophilidae. The transcript has a single exon. The record is from RefSeq and is a predicted model, not a curated record. Bases 231 to 827 code for a protein of 198 amino acids.